AUGGCUGCCUGUACCAGAUUUCGCCCUGAAAGCGGAUCCUUGGAGAAGGUGCUUCUGUGGUUCUGGAUGGGCGAAGGGUGCUUCCAGUUAAAGCCAAGGAAUUCAGUAGAUAAUGUGACAGGAAUUAGGCUUCACGUUCAAGUACUCUUCUUCUCUCUAAUACAAGGAAAGGGAAUAGAAAGCAAACAAAACAGUAAACAAAAAGGAUCAGAAUAG
This is a messenger RNA of Prunus armeniaca (apricot), 216 nucleotides long. NCBI's taxonomy places the organism in Eukaryota, Viridiplantae, Streptophyta, Magnoliopsida, Rosales, Rosaceae. The record is from the annotation of a GenBank genome assembly.